GAAACGUAACAACACAACGCUGGUGUCAUUUCCUGCUGCCAUGCUAGGUGGUGCGGACUUGUUUGAAGCUUCACAUUAGUUUACAAUUUCCAUUAUUAGCAAAUUCACUAGGGAAUAUUUUCAUACAGGCAGCACCAUGAGUACGUUAUGGAUGGGAAACCUGGAGGCUUACAUGGAUGAGAAGUUUAUCACCAGAGCCUUUUCCACCAUGGGUGAGCAGGUGGUUAAUGUGCGGAUCAUACGCAACAAGAUGACAGGUGUAUUGUUACCUAGGGGUGCUCUUGGUUACUGUUUUGUGGAGAUGACAGAUGAGGCCACAGCUGAAAGGUGUCUACGCAAAAUCAAUGGAAAAGCCUUACCAGGAGCUAAUCCGCCCACAAGGUUCAAGCUGAACCGAGCAACCUUCGGGAAACAGGACAGUGGUCAGAUGUAUUCUCUGUUUGUGGGAGAUCUAACUCCAGAGGUGGACGAUGGCAUGCUUUAUGAGUUCUUUUACAACCGGUACCCUUCUUGUCGUGGUGGAAAAGUGGUGCUUGACAGCAUGGGAAACUCAAAGGGCUGUGGCUUUGUGCAGUUCCCAGACGAAAGACUGCAGAAGCGGGCCUUAGAGGACUGUCAGGGUGCUGUGGGACUGGGUGGUAAGCCUCUGAGGUUGAGCCUAGCUGCUAACAAUUUAAGGAACAAGCAACAGCAGCAGCAGUCAGAGAACAAAUCAUGGCAGUCUUCAGGAUACAGACAGAACUAUGACCAGUACAACCAGUACCAGCAGCAGGCCUAUGCUGGGUAUUACUCCUCAUGGGGCUAUGACCAGACUGGAGGGAUGUAUGGCUACAACUAUCCGCAAUAUGAUUACACACAGUAUCCUCCACCACAGGAAAGUGAAGCUGUUGAAGAGGAUGAAGGACUUGAAGAUCCCAGUGUGGAGCUGGAUGUGAUGGAGGCCAACAGGAAGUUCAUGGAGCUCAGUGAGGAACUGUAUGAUGCUCUGAUUGAGUGUCACUGGCAGCCUGCCGAAUUCACUGCUGAACAGGACUAUGUGACAUCCUGCCUACCAGAACCCAUUUACUGCUGAAACUGGGCAAUUCUUCUAUGGACUUUAACUACCAGUUUUGCUUUUUUUGGUUGAAGAAAUUUCCAGCAUAUGAAUUAUGUUUUUUUUUAAGAGCUGUAGUUAUAUGUCAGGUGAUCAAUUUUUUUUAGUGUGAAAACCUGUUGAUGAUUAAACCUUUAAGUGUUCAGAACUAAAA
Messenger RNA from Amphiprion ocellaris (clown anemonefish), 1247 nucleotides. RefSeq names its product tRNA selenocysteine 1-associated protein 1. Gene Ontology annotation, biological process: selenocysteine incorporation. Gene Ontology annotation, cellular component: nucleus. Bases 137 to 1072 code for a protein of 311 amino acids. The transcript is spliced from 9 exons. The record is from RefSeq and is a predicted model, not a curated record. NCBI's taxonomy places the organism in Eukaryota, Metazoa, Chordata, Actinopteri, Pomacentridae. Gene Ontology annotation, molecular function: tRNA binding.